UGAGGAUUGAAGGAGAUCAGCAUCAUCUAAUAUUCAGUAUUUACUAUUAAAAAUAAAAUAAAAGUGUUUACACAAAUAUAACAAAAUUAUUACGGAGUAAACACAACUUAACAAGUGUUCAUCUGCAAAACAAAAAUGUUAUCUAGCUUAACGAUCACCCCUUCCUUUGCUACUAGGAGUAGAAGAUUUUGCUGCAGAGCAGAAAUUUCCAAAAAUCAGGGCCCACAACCAAAGAACAAGGUUGUAGUUGUUGGGUCGGGUUGGGCUGGGCUUGGUGCGGCCCAUCAUCUGACCAAACAGGGGUUUGAUGUUACUGUUGUUGAAAGGGGUGCUGAUUCUGGGUUUUCUACCUAUAGUCCUGAUGAAGUUGGUAUUCAAGGUUUCUGGCACCCCUACCGUAAUAUAUUUAGCCUUGUUGAUGAGCUUGGUAUCAAGCCAUUCACAAGUUGGAUGAAAUCUGCACAAUAUUCUGAGGAAGGAUUGGAGGUGGAAUUUCCUGUCUUCCAAGAUGCGUCUCAACUGCCAACUCCACUAGGACCUCUAACACAGACCCAAUUCAUGCGGCUACCUCUGGUGGAUCGUUUGACAUCACUUCCGCUAAUGGCUGCAGUGGUAGAUUUUGAAGACACUGAUUCAGCAUGGAGAAAAUAUGAUCCAAUUACUGCAAGAGAGCUUUUAAGACAGUUUGGAUGCUCAGAGAAGCUGUACAGAAAUAUUUUUAAGCCAUUGCUUGAAGCGCGUUUAUAUGCACCAGCUGAGCAAAUCAGUGCGGCUGCCACCCUGGCUGUGCUAUACUACUAUGUCGUUGCUCAUCAGAAAAAUUUUGAUCUGUUAUUGUGUCGCGGAAGUGUCAAGGAAAGAAUUUUUGAGCCAUGGAGGAAGUUAUUGAAAAGCAAGGGGUGUGAAUUUCGUAGAGGCAGAGGAGUUACAGAUUUCAUCUUCAGUGAAGAAACAGGUUGUGUUUCAGAAGUAGUGUGUGGGAAUGACAGAAUAAAAGCUGAUGCAGUGAUCUUGGCUGUGGGUAUCUCCAGCAUUCAGGAAAUCAUACAAAGAAGUUCAGCAUUGUGUACCAGGGAGGAGUUUCUGAAUGUUUUGAACUUGGCUUGCACUGAUACGCUUUCUGUCAAGCUUCGUCUUGAUCGAAAGAUUAACAUCCCGAACGCAUGCAAUGCUUGCUCGGGAUUUGAUGCAUUAAGUGGCUGGACUUUCUACAACUUGAAUGCUAUCUACCAGGAAUAUGAAAAUGAUGAAACAACAAUCUUACAGGCUGACUUUUAUCAUGCAAACGCGUUCUUGCCCCUGACUGACGAACAAAUCUCUGCAAAAGCCAUGUCUUACCUUUCAAAACAUGUCAAACAACUUGAAGAUGCUAGAAUUAUUGACAAGGAGAUAACAAGAUAUCCAAACUCCUUGACUCACUUUUUCCCAGGGUCUUAUAAGUACUCAAUGCGAGGGUCAACUUCUUUCCCGAACUUGUUCGUGGCAGGAGAUUGGACAAUAACCAGACAUGGUUCAUGGUCACAGGAGAAAUCCUAUGUGACAGGACUUGAAGCUGCCAACAGGGUGGUGGAUUUCCUAGGGGAAGGAAAUUUUGCGAAAAUUGUUCCUGUUGAGGAUGAUGAACCUCAUAUUGAAGCACUUCGUAACCUCAACAGAAGUUUUAAUGAGUUCAGAGCUCAGCUUCCUUGCUCGAGUUAUUUCCUUCAGUGAUCACAUUAUGCCUAUGUUUAUAACCUAGAAAACAUUAUAUGACCAUACCAUACCAUACCAUACCAUACCAUACCUGUAUAUUGAUAAUUUUUCAUAGUUCAUAGAAUCAUAGUAUACAAUUUCUUUCA
Spinacia oleracea (spinach) is the source of this 1838-nucleotide messenger RNA. RefSeq lists its product as uncharacterized. NCBI's taxonomy places the organism in Eukaryota, Viridiplantae, Streptophyta, Magnoliopsida, Caryophyllales, Amaranthaceae. Gene Ontology annotation, molecular function: oxidoreductase activity. The coding region runs from base 136 to 1710 and encodes 524 amino acids. The transcript is spliced from 13 exons. The record is from RefSeq and is a predicted model, not a curated record.